GGGCAGGGACGUCGAGUGAGAUACGUGUUUUGGGUGAACGAAAUGCGGAAUCCGUGUUAAGGUUCGCGAACCGAGACAGAAAGUGUUUGGAAAACAGCCGCGUUAUUGCUCUUCUCGGUAGUGUAUUUUAGUGAAAAGUCAUCAGACUAGUCAACUAUACUGGUGUAUUAAUUUAUCGUUUAAAAAAGCGUUCGCGGGUCGUGUAUAGGAACAAAAGGGCUCGCUAGAGAUACAACCAGCUUCAACAGAAGUUACAAUAUCUAAUUACACUUUGCAAUGGCAGUUAGGUAGUCUUAAUUGUUUGCUCAGGACUUUCGUCAACUUUGAGCACAUUUCUGUCAAGCUGAAAAUGUAAAGAAACAGAUAUAAUGAAAACACAGAAAAAGGCAGUGGUUGCCCGGAAGGCAACCAAAAUGCCAACAAUUGCUAAAAAACGUCGCACAUUUUUAGAGAAAACAGUUUCUGAUGUGAGAAAAGAUAAAAAGCCUAAAAAGGUUGAGACAAUGGAGGAUGCAAAAAGGAAGAUAGAGAAUGAUAAGAAGAAAUCAGAGAAGGUUGAAGACAAGAAGAAGAUAGAAGAUAAGAAGAAAAUGGAAGAGAAACGGAAAGAGAAAUCUGAAAAAGUGGAUGAAAAAAAGAAGUGUAUUAAAGAUCCAGAAAGAAAGUGGGAGAAAGUAGAAGAAAAAAAAUUAGACAAGGCGGAUGAAAAAAUCACCGACGAGUGUACUUAUGAUGUAACAGAGAAGAAAAAAGUACAAAAAAUAGAAGAGAAAAUGAAAUUGGAUAAGCAAUUGAUAGAAAGCAAGAAAAAAGUUGAAAAGGUGGAAGACAAAAAGAAAAGUGUCAGACUUGAGGAUGAGAGAAUAGAAGAUCAACCAAAACUUUUGAAUGUUACAGAAGAGACUAAUGUGCAUGAAGAAAAGUUAGAUAUUCUGUGUUCCAUUCCUAAGAAGAAAUGCAAAGAUGACAAAAAGAAGGAUGGCAAACUAGUUAAGCCAGACUGCAAGGAAAAUAUAAAGAUUUCUGUGAUAAAAGACAAAAAGUCAGAACGUAAAAAGCUUCUUGAAAAAGGUACAAUAAGUAGUAAAGGUUCUAUAACACGAACGAAAAAGUCUUCUAAGACAAAAUCGAUGCAAAAGAAAGGUAUUUCUAGAAAGACUGUCUUAACAAAAAAGUCACAUCUAUCAGUGGUCCAGAAACUGGUGGAUAAGAAAAUUAAAUUGAACAAGGUGAUAAAAGACGAGGAAACAUCAGUGAGUGAAGAGGAUGAAGCAAUGAAGAAAACAAAAAAGAAGAAUGUUAAUAUUUCUAAAAAUAAAGUUAUGCAAGAGAAGAAACCAAAGUUAAGAAAGCAUAUGAAAGCUAAGUUGCCUUCGAAAAAUAGUAAAAUAAGCACUGCAUUAAAAAAAGAUGAUAAGCUUAAAACAUUGGUAGAGAAAGUUGUACCUAGUAAAAAGAAAAUGGAUAUAAAGGAAACGGAAAAACCGCUGAAUGAGCACAAAAAAACUAUAAGUAAAGAUGACUCGAACGAGGAAGCACAAACAAACAAUGUAAAGAGUGAAGAAGAGGAAGACAAAGAUAUUGAUAAAAGUUGUAAAGAAGAACUAUCACAGUCAAAAACGUUGGAUAUUAAAAAAUCUAUAAAAAAUAAUUUAAAAGUAGGUAAGAAGGUGAUAAAGAAGAAGGCUAUAAAAGCACAAACGGAGAACACAAAUCAAACACUCUCUUCCUCUGAAGAAACAUUUUCUGAGAUAUCUGUUAAACAGAUUAAAGUUUGUGAAGAUAGUCCAAGCGAUGGUAUUCCUUCUAAGCAAGAAGAAGUCAACAAUGAAAGUGUAACUGAUGCAAAUCUGAAAGAAGAAAUUGUUAAUGGUGACACUUCGGGUGGCAAUGGUUUUUCUUCAGAUUCAGAAAAUGAAAGUGACGACGAGACGAAGAAAAACAAACAGAAGGACAUUAAGAAAAAAGAAAGAUGUAAUUCACCAUCUGAUGAACGUGUUCGACGAAUGAGAUUGUUUGGUUUCUGGAGUGGACCAAAACGACAUAGGGUGGCUUCAUUAAAUGCAUUGGCUAAGGUUCAUUGUUUAUAUGAAAAUGAAACUGGUGGUGUAUACCUUGGGGGUUUCUGUAAACCAAAACCUGAAAAGGAGAAGGAGAAACAGAAGAAAACUAAAGAAGAAAAAGAAGAACCUCCUCGCAAGGAAAAGGACAAGGAAAAAGAAAAGGAAAAGGAAAAGGAAAAGGAAAAGGAAAAGGAAAAGGAAAAGGAAAAGGAAAAGAAAGCGGAAAGUAAAGGUGAAGAAAAUACUUCGAAAAGGAAAUUGAGAAAUGUCCCAGGAUUACGGGGGAAGCAUUGGGAUAUGAUAGAAAGUUCUUCAUCUUCGUCUUCUUCUGAUGAGGAUUGCGAACAAGAAAAAAAUGUAGAAUGCACUAAGAAAAAAACAAUCAAGCGACGGAAAAGGAAUGAAGAAGUAAUGGAUUUGAAAGAUAUGGUAGUUUGCAAACGAAUGGCAAGCCUUAAUGCUACAGCAAUUCUGGCUGCUUCUUAUUCAGACGAGAAAAAUCGUUGUAGUAGCAGUUCCGAUUCUUCCAGUGAGUCAGAGGUAGAAAUCAUUAAAAGACGAAAGCAAAAUGAUUCUGAUGUCGAGAAGCGGAAGUCAAGACAAAAUUCUGAACAGGAUGAAGUCUUAAAACCAUCUAAUAAACUUCUUAUUGUGAAUCAAGAUACAGAUGUCACUAUUACUGGUGUAUAUGUUAAUCAAACUCGAUCCACGCAUCAUGAAGGAUUCUGUAGCAUUGCUGGUAUGCAAUAUAGAAUAAGUUCAACCAGUCAUACUCAAACAGCAGCUACUGCAGUGGCUACUGAACUUCAUGAUCAGCAAAAAUUGGAGCAACCUUGCAAAUCGUAUACACCGUUAGGUGCAUUAUCUUCGAUGCAACCGCCAGGGAGUCAAGGGAAUCAUCCGAACAUGUCGCCUAGAAGACAUUCAGCAUUCUCAGCACCACAUCAACAUGGGUAUUAUCAGCCGGCUGGACCACUGAUACAACACCCACCAACUUUACCACCUAUUAAAGGACCACCUCCAGAACCAACGCCUACACCUCCUCAAAAUUCUGAAGGCUCAGAUGAUUUAGUAGCAACUUCAACUACUUCUGGAGGAACUAGUAGUACAGGGGGUGGAUUUUAUAGGGCAUAUUGUCCCCAAUAUUAUGGUACACCACCGCAGUAUGCAGACUUGUGUUAUCCUUCGGCUUAUUCUCAUCCGCAUGCUCAUCCGCCGCCUUACUAUAAAUACACACCAACUUAUAGAAGGUAUAUUUUCAGGCAAUAUUAUGGAUACCAGGAAUCCAGUGGAGGUGGUGGUCCUGGAAGUGGUCCUACUGCAGGAGGCCCGGCAGUAGUUGAUUACCAACCACCUCCACCACCACCUGGUGAAUAUGCUUUGCCACCGUAUUAUGCAGGAUACCCACCACCUCCACCACCGCCUCCGCCUCCACCUAAUCCAGCGUAUUUGCAUUCUCAAGGAAGACCUUUUGUAGAUCAUGCAGCCUUCCAGGGUUGCCCAUGCCCGAUGCAAUCUUGUCCAAAAAACGUGGAUACUGGGCCCCUUAUUGGUAAUGGUAAGGGAGCGCCAGUGGUAUCGGGGACCGGUCUGUCAUUGCCGCCCAGCGCUUUGGUAGGUCCGCCCUCGCCGGCGAGGGGGCUAGCCGGGCUAGCACCGCCUCACGGUGCUAACGCUUGGGAUACGGAUCGAGUCCAACUUAACACUCAUCGCAACCUGAAUCAGAACCAACCGUCGGUCCCUCCGUCUCAUAAUCUAGUCGAUGGACAUAAUCGCCCUCAAAACUCGGAUUGCAAAGACAAGGACGAGAAGAAUUCUACGGAAGAUAAGUUGCAAAAAUGUGGAUGUCAGCAACGUGCCUGUACAUCAACGUGUGAAGUUAAAAUGGAAAACCUUUCGCCUACCGAGAAACUAGCAGUGUCGACUUGUCCGAGUAAUAAGUUUCACACAUUUAAAUUGGAGAAUAACAAUGUGAAGUGUGAAUCCUGUAGUGUAGAGAUGGGUGACAACUUGACCUGUGUCGCAAAUUGUAACGUUAAGUGUGAAUCGGAUUACAAGUGCGAUAUAAUGAAAUGUGAACAAUGUAUGAAGGAGGAUCAAAUGGCUAUACUGGAAAUUGACAAGGAUUCCGGUAUAUUACUUGACGACAAAUUGGAUGGGGAUCCCGACGUUAAGGAGGAGUUGAACGAUGUUGUUGUGAUUGGGAGUGAAAAUUGGAAGAAACCGGACUACGAACCAACGGUACAAGAGAACAUUGAAGAUCCUAUAGAGAAGGAAUCUAUAGAUGGGCCGGAAGCGGAACAACCUAAGUGUCAAAGAGUAUCAAAGCGGAAAUUAUCUUUAGAUAGUUUGUCUGAUAGUAGAAAAAAAAGAAAAGUGAGUAAAAGGACUCUUUCAGUUGGCUCUUCGCAAGAUUUGAAUAAUAGUGACUUUUCGUCUAGAAUUUCUGUACCGAUCUUAUCUCUCAUUAGAAAGGUCGAUGUUAGCAAUGACGCGUGUAUUUCAAAGAAAAAGCAGCCUAAGAAAGAUAAUCAAACACAAAAGCGAAGAUUAGAGAAUUCAGUAUCUUGUGAAAAUGCAAUAAAAAAGUCUAAGACUUCUAAGCAGAGUACAAGUAACAAUAUUCCAAAUUGUUUCAAACAUGUUGCCAGUGAUAACUCUAUUAUGGAAACUAUUAAUAAUGUUAUACAGCAAAGUUUGCAGAUGACACAGAAAAAAGAUCGUAAGAGUAAAAAUAUAGAAAAAUCUGAGAAAACGAAAAAAGAAGCAAACUUGCUGUCCGUAGUGAAAAAGGUAGCUAAGAAAGUUGAUUUAGUAAAAGAUAUGGCGUCAGAGAAGUUAUCGAAAGUAAUUUCAAAAAGUGGUCAGUCUAGAAGUAAGACGGACACACGUGCGAAGUCGAAGGCUCACGAUAAGAGUAAAUGUAAAGUAAAAGGUAAAUCGAAAGUGCACGAUACAAACGGAAAAGAUAAUGGUAAAAAGCACGAGAGUAUAACUAAAUCUAAAGUGAAGGAUGUUAAUGAGACUAUUAAAAAGCCAGCUUUAAUUAAAAAGAAACGGAAAAGUGCGAAGAAAACGUCUGUAAAAAAAUCUGCCACCAAAGUCGAGGAAUGUGUAGUAGGAAGUGAAAAUCUACUGCUAACUAGGAAAACAUUUUUAAAGCCGAAGUGGAGUAACGGAUGGAACUGGGAGGGCGAUCCUUUUGAAGCCAAAGUUUAUUUAACGAACGAAGAAUCGGCUAUACGUCGAUGUUACGCGAGUAUGAGACACGAAAGUGGUGACGUAUUAAGACCGCGCGACUGCGUUUUACUAAAGAGUGGUCCACGGAAAGCUGAUUUGCCAUUUGUAGCAAAAAUUGCCGCGUUAUGGGAAAAUCCAGACGAUGGUGAAAUGAUGUUUUCGUUGUUGUGGUACUACAGACCAGAACAUACCGAGCAAGGUAGGACUCAAUACGACACCGAAGACGAAGUUUUCGCUUCACGGCAUCGGGAUGCAAACAGUGUCGCUUGUAUAGAAGAUAAAUGUUAUAUUUUGACAUUCAAUGAAUACUGUCGGUACCGUAAAAAUUUACGAAGAAUCGAAGAGGGAUUAGAGAGUCCCGGUUUGAUAGUUCCGCCGGGGGAUCAACUAUAUCCGCGUGAAUCACGACAGCCGCCGAUACCGGUGUCCUCCGAUAUGGUACUGUUUUGUCGGCGCGUUUACGAUUAUCGCGGCAAAAAACUUGUUAAGAAUCCUGGAUGACUCGACUUUUUAUAAAACGCUUUGAAC
Dufourea novaeangliae is the source of this 5831-nucleotide messenger RNA. RefSeq lists its product as uncharacterized. The record is from RefSeq and is a predicted model, not a curated record. The transcript is spliced from 12 exons. Gene Ontology annotation, molecular function: chromatin binding. Bases 369 to 5804 code for a protein of 1811 amino acids. NCBI's taxonomy places the organism in Eukaryota, Metazoa, Arthropoda, Insecta, Hymenoptera, Halictidae.